UUGUGAUGUGGAGCUGGAGGCUGGAGCUGGGAAGCUGGGAUAGAAAUGCUCAUUAAAUGAUCACUGGCUGAUUGAUGCUGGUUACGCCAUCAGUGCUUCACAUCCUCUGCAGCAUCUCCUUAUGCACCCUGCCUGCUGAGCCCUGGGGAUGCUCCCUCUGCUGAGGAUGCUGGGGGACAAAGCUGAUCCUGCUCCAGGAGGGAGAUCUCAGCCCUGAACAUGGUGUCAUGGAAGAUGCACUGAGCAUGCUGCAUUGGAUGAAUGCAUUGCUGAGCCCUCACCUUGCUCCCUGAGCCUUGCCCCCCCCCUGUGUCCAGAGGAUGGUGCUGACCAGAUGGCAGAGGUCUGCAGAGGCACAGGCACUUUAUACUGAGGACCAAUCACCUGCCAAUGUGAGCCAUGACUUCAAAGUACCAGUCUGACUGGAUCCCAUACAGUGUUCUGGAUGAUGAAACCAGCAGCUUACGGCAGCAGAAGCUCGACAGACAGCGAGCCCUCUUAGAGCAGAAACAGAAGAAGAAACGUCAGGAGCCUCUCAUGGUCCAAUCCAAUGUAGACAGCCGAACACGAGUUCGGAAAAUGAAGCAGUCUGAGGAGCAGGCGCCGCUGGUGGAGUCUUAUAACAGCAGCAAUAACAGUACCAUUUAUCAUGCAGUGCAAGAAGCUGAGCAGGAGGAAGCCCAGGUGGCUACAGAGAUCCAGGCUCCAAAGUCAACUAAAAAAGCCAAAUCGGCAGCUGCAGCGGGCUGCCCAACAGGCAGUGCCAGAAAGGAGAAAAAGGGCAAACAGAAAGGCAUUGACGGGCCUGCAGCUUUCCAGGACGAGGUCCAGGACCCUGGGAGCCAUGUCCAGAUUCUCACAGUGGGGCAAUCUAUCCAUGAUGAAGAAGAUGGUGAGACAACAGUCACCAGCCAACAGCAAAGCAAACAGGACCUGAGGGUGACCAUGCAGAAAAGGGGCAUAUCGAGCAGCAUGAACUUCGAUGAAGAGGAAGACGAUGAAGAUGACGAUAGUUCAAGCUCAUCCCAGCUAAACAGUAACACCCGACCGGGGUCUGCAACAAGCAAAAAGUCCAACAAGGAAACUGCCUCUGCAUCAAGUCCCCCCAAAGAUGAACCAGCCAUUGAGGUGGACGACCUGGAGGAGUUUGCUGUUAGACCCGCCCCUCGCGGGGUGACCAUCAAAUGCCGAAUUACUAGAGACAAAAAAGGCAUGGACAGAGGAAUGUACCCAACGUAUUACCUCCAUCUGGAGAGGGAGGAUGGGAAAAAGGUAUUUUUAUUGGCUGGAAGAAAACGGAAGAAGAGCAAAACGUCCAAUUAUCUAAUUUCUAUCGAUCCAACAGACCUGUCACGUGGUGGAGAAAGCUUUGUUGGAAAACUCCGAUCGAACCUCAUGGGCACGAAGUUUAUAGUCUAUGAUAAUGGGGUAAAUCCCGGCAAAACAAAUUCAAGUUCGGAGGCCAGUACCGUGCGUCAGGAACUCGCUGCUAUCUGUUACGAAACAAAUGUUUUGGGUUUUAAAGGACCUCGUAAGAUGAGCGUUUUAAUUCCUGGAAUGAACAUGGAUCAAGAACGAGGAUUUAGCAGACCGCGCAAUGAACAUGAAACAUUGCUAUCUCGAUGGCAGAAUAAAAACACAGAGAACGUUAUUGAACUCCAUAACAAAACACCCGUCUGGAAUGAUGACACCCAGUCAUAUGUUUUAAACUUCCACGGUCGGGUCACACAGGCCUCAGUAAAGAAUUUUCAAAUUAUACAUGAUAACGAUCCGGAAUACAUUGUGAUGCAGUUUGGUCGUGUGGCAGAGGACGUAUUUACAAUGGACUAUAAAUACCCCAUGUGUGCUUUGCAGGCGUUUGCGAUUGCCCUAUCUAGCUUUGAUGGCAAGCUAGCAUGUGAAUAGAAGGGAGAGACACCAGCCAUAACUGAAGCCUAUGCGGACAAUUUGUGACGCACACUCGUCUUAAUCUCGCUAAUAAGCAGUCUGGAUAAACCUUACUCAAACCAUGUACUUUGUUUGGUUGCCAUAAAUGGAGAGAACAUAAAUAAAAAGUUCUUAGUGUUUACACGCAGGUAAUAUUUUUUAUUUUUCCGACAAAGGUUUUUUUUUCCUGUAAAUAGUACGUUUGCGCGCUCGCUGACCGGGAGUCGUGUUGUGAUACAGUUGGCGUAUCCUGUACUUUCGAUAGGAAAUGACAUUAUAGGGGAUCGUACCUAUUUCUACAAUUGUGGAAACAUUUUAAUUUUAUUUUUGUAUUUGUUUUUAUGGGGUCACCAUUGGGACUGAGGUGAGAAGCUUUAACUAAACCCGUUAGACAUUGGUACAAAUUACUUAGCAGGACCUCGGCCCUGAUUGAAAUGCUGUUUAGUAAAUUUGGACCUUCGUGCACAAAUCGUUCGCCUCUCACUUCAUUCAGAAAUUGACUUAACAAUACUUGCCUGUAAAAUGUACAGAGAGUUAGCCUGUCUUCAUUGCUAACGUAUGCUGGAGAUGUGCAGAUGUCUUAGCUAAAAUCGGUGGGAAUUAACGUCUGAACUCAUUGCUGGAAGAAAGCACAAGAGGCAAUUUAUUUUUACCGAGAUCACUCUACAUUCCCACUGUCGUUUUAUUUAAUGCUGUCACGCCUUGAUGUCGAGCCAAUAUCAUUUGAUUUUUCGGUACUAGACUUUUAUUCGUUGCUGACUGGUUUAACCCUUCUUUAAACACGUUAUUGUAGUUAUUAACUUGCUACAGUCAUUGCAGAUGUUGUGGCUAGUUGUUCUGUAUCCUAAUUUCUAGAAGUGGUUAAUUCCACCAUACUUAACCCUUCAGUGAUGGAGUGGCCUUUCAGGAUGUUACAGCUUUUCUAUUAUUGAAGCCAUGCGUGACACAGGUGGAAAAGGUCGAUUAAUAUUUUGAAAUCGUGUUCUAUAUUAAAUUUCUCCUGCCUUGA
Molecule: messenger RNA, 2935 nt
Organism: Pelobates fuscus (common spadefoot toad)
Lineage: Eukaryota; Metazoa; Chordata; Amphibia; Anura; Pelobatidae
Gene: TUB
Product: TUB bipartite transcription factor
Exons: 12
Coding region: 400-1905 (501 amino acids)
Biological process (GO): protein localization to cilium
Cellular component (GO): cilium
Source: RefSeq, a predicted model, not a curated record